AGACUCGACUGCAUUUAUAGAGCAUUCCUGUUACAUUUAACUCAAUCUUGAACUGCAGUUUGUGAAGGCAACAUGGCUAGGGACUUGAAGAAUAAAGUUGUUGUAAUUACCGGGGGUGCGGUGGGCAUCGGUUUGGAAAUUGCCGACAGAUAUUUACAGAAAGGUGCGAAAGUGGCUGUUCUGCUUGAUAUUGCUGAAGGACAAGGCUUGGAGGCCUCCAAGAACCUUUGCGCCAAACAUGGUGCAAACAAGGCAGUUUUCAUGAAGUGCGACGUCACAAGAGAUUUGGAUGCCGUAUCCCGAAAAAUUAUAGACACUUACAAAACAGUGGAUGUGCUGAUAAACAAUGCUGGAAUUUUAAACGAUCAGCUCUGCAAACUGACUAUCGACAUCAACGUUCAGGCUUUGAUCGACUGGUCCAUGAAGUUUUGGGAGCACAUGAGGACCGACAAAGGUGGUAAAGGGGGUACGAUCAUAAACUUAGCAUCGAUAUAUGGAUACAGAGUCGACCAGUAUCUCCCGAUCUACCAGGCGUCGAAGUUCGCCGUGAUGGGUUUCACAAAAUCCCUGGGUCAUGUGUACAACUUCAACAGAUCUGGAAUUAGAGUGGUUGGAAUCUGUCCAGGAUUUACUGAGACCAAACUGACGGCAGACCCUAAAACGUGGGACGACGAAUGCUUAUCCAAAGAUUUUGCCGUGUUCGUGAAGAAACAGGCUUGGCAGAAGGUGGCUUCGGUCGGCCAAGCUGCGGUCGAUGUUUUUGAAAAAGCGAACAGCGGAACAGCCUGGCUCAUAGAAGGCGCUAAGCCUAUUGUCGAGGUUUAGUGCGAUUGUAUAAAAGUUGCCAUAUUUUAUGUUAUCGGUUGUUAAUAUUUAAUAUAAAUACUUUUUACUUUUA
Messenger RNA from Pararge aegeria (speckled wood butterfly), 898 nucleotides. Its product is annotated as 15-hydroxyprostaglandin dehydrogenase [NAD(+)]-like. The coding region runs from base 73 to 825 and encodes 250 amino acids. Gene Ontology annotation, molecular function: oxidoreductase activity, acting on the CH-OH group of donors, NAD or NADP as acceptor. The transcript has a single exon. Gene Ontology annotation, cellular component: cytoplasm. Lineage: Eukaryota; Metazoa; Arthropoda; Insecta; Lepidoptera; Nymphalidae. The record is from RefSeq and is a predicted model, not a curated record.